Molecule: messenger RNA, 4854 nt
Organism: Colletotrichum aenigma
Lineage: Eukaryota; Fungi; Ascomycota; Sordariomycetes; Glomerellales; Glomerellaceae
Gene: ABCA3-0
Product: ATP-binding cassette sub-family A member 3
Exons: 1
Coding region: 1-4854 (1617 amino acids)
Biological process (GO): lipid transport; transmembrane transport
Cellular component (GO): membrane; intracellular membrane-bounded organelle
Molecular function (GO): ATP hydrolysis activity; ABC-type transporter activity; ATP binding
Source: RefSeq, a predicted model, not a curated record
AUGGCGGCCACAAGAUCCGCACUGCUGCGCCAGAUCGGCAUCUUGACAAUCAAGAACUACAUCAUUCUCAUAUCUCGACAUACCGGAUCAACCAUCUACACAGCUCUAAUCCUUCCCAUCAUCCUCACAAUCUACCUGGGCAUCGGUCGAAAUCUCAACGGGCCCCAAAACGACUACGGCAUCGCCGACCCGCGCGCCGUCCGAUCCCUACAAGACGGUCUCUCCGCCGCCGACGGCUCUCGCAACACCGUCGUGUUUGUCAACAACGGAAACACGGGCGGCGACAUCGAGCGCGUGAUUUCCUCCCUCUCGGACGAGGUCGCUGCGGCCGGCAAGAACGCCACCACCAUCGCCAACGUCGACGACUUGAGUCUCAUAUGCCAAACGGCCACGAGGGGAACGACGCCAUGCUACGGCGCUGUUGUCUUCCACUCUUCUCCAAGUGAGGGCGAUGGCGGUCUCUGGAAUUACACGCUUCGAGGCGACCCCGCCCUCGGACAAAAGUUCCAGGUAAGCAAGAGCGACAACGAUGCCCAGGUUUACAUCCUGCCUCUCCAGCGCGCGGUGAACUCCGCCAUUGUGCGGCUGAACUCCACCGAAGGAAACUCAGAUCCGCUUGCCAACUUGCAAGAAUGGGGCUUCACCGACGAGACCGAAGACGAGCGCGAAGCCUCCGUCAGACGGCGCUACCAGCAGACCUUCAUCGACUACCUCGCCGUCUCCUUCGUCCUCGCCCUCAUCGGCGUCAGCUACCACCUGCCAGGCCACGUCGCCACUGAGCGCGAGAAGGGCCUCUCCCAGCUCAUCGACGCCAUGAUGUCGACCCGGUACGAGUGGGAGCCCCAGGUCGCCCGGAUGGUCGCCAACUUUUACUCCUUCGCCACGAUCUACUUCCCCGGCUGGCUGGUCGCCUCCAUCAUCGCGCGGACCAUGAUAUGGAAGGAGACCAACAUCGGCAUCAUCAUCAUCUUCUUCAUCCUUGGUGGCCUCGCCUUGACGUCGCAAGCGAUCCUCGGCGCCACGUUCUUCAAGAAAGCACAGCUCUCCGGUGUGGUUAACUCCCUCGUGUACGUCCUGCUCGGCGUCUUAGCCCAGGCGAUUCCCGAUCCGCCGACGGCCGCCGUCGCUGUCCUCAGUCUGCUAUUCACCCCCUGCGCUUUCGUCUUCUUCAUCAAGUCGAUCGCUCGAUUUGAGGCCGAGGGCCGGCCGAUGAACCUCAUCAAGGGACCCCCAACCGGCGCUUCAAGUCUCCCCGGCAUCGUCCUCUGGAUAUUUCUCAUCAUCCAGUUCCUUGUCUACCCUCUGAUGGCAGCCUUUGUCGAGCGCCAGAUCCACGGCGUCGGGUCUGAGAGUCGCAGGAUCUACAGAGGCGUCGGGCCUCAACCGCAGGAAGCAGUCUACAUCGACGGGCUCACGAAGAUCUACAAGCCAAGCCUCUUCCGCCGCAUCUUCUCCUUCGUCUCGAAGCCCCGCGAGCCAACUGUCGCCGUCAACAAUCUCAACCUCACGGCAAAAAGGGGCCAGAUCCUCGCGUUGCUGGGUGCCAACGGCAGCGGGAAGAGCACGACCCUCGACGCGAUCGCUGGCAUCAGCCGCUUCAACCAGGGUAGCGUGUCCAUAGACGCAUCGGGCGGCAUCGGGAUUGCCCCCCAGAAGAAUGUUCUCUGGGACGAGUUGACCGUCACCGAGCACAUUCGCAUCUUCAACCAGCUCAAGUCCACGGGGUACACGACCGGGGGCGACGACAUGGCACAGCUGAUUGACGCCAUCGGGCUCGGUUCCAAGAAGAACGCUCAGUCCAAGACCCUGUCCGGCGGGCAGAAGCGCAAGCUGCAGCUCGGUAUGAUGUUGACCGGCGGCAGCGCCGUGUGCUGCGUCGACGAAGUAUCGUCCGGCAUCGACGCCCUCUCGCGGAGGAAGAUAUGGGACAUCCUGCUGGCAGAAAGGGGACGGCGGACCAUCAUUAUGACGACGCACUUCCUCGACGAAGCUGAUCUCCUCGCGGAUAACAUCGCUAUUCUGUCCAAGGGCAAACUGAGAGCAGAGGGUUCAUCGGUCGCGCUCAAGGAUUCCUUGGGCGCCGGCUACCGCAUCCACGUCCUGAACGCCAAGAACGUCAGAGUAGCCCCCGAAGUCCACGGCGUCGACUUGAAAGUCUCAUCAAAUACGAUCGUCUACACUGCGCCGUCGUCUAACCUCGCAGCAGAGGUCAUCCGCGCUCUCGAAGCAGCGAGUCUUCUGUACAAAAUCAACAGUCCCAACAUCGAAGAUGUAUUCCUCAACGUCGCCGAAGAGGUCCAGGGAGAAGACCUCCAGUCUCGCCCUGCGCCUGGCGCGAGGUUCUCCGAUGACUCAGGUCAGAUUACCGAGAAGGGAAUGGCAGACGGCGGUCGUAACUCGCUCGGUCUCCAGUCGGGUCGUCAGACGGGCUUCUUGAAGCAGAUGACGGUGUUGGUGUACAAGCGCGUCACCCUUUUCAAGACCAACUGGGUCCCUUUUGUGGCUGCUUUCCUCAUCCCCGUCAUUGCCGCAGCCAUCAUGCAGAUUCUCAUCAAUGAUAAGCCUGCGUCCAAUUGCACCCCCACAGACGGGAACGGGAGAGCAGCGAGCGGCAUGUACGAUGGUGUCAUUGAGAACAUGCGUGUCGCUGCCGGACCAGCUGCGGCCGUGAAUGGAACUGCAUUUACCUCUCUCGUCGAUGUGUUGGCCCCAGAAUCGGGCAACUUUACGCUGAACAGCAUCUCGUCCGAGGCUGACCUGCGGGACUAUGUGGACGAUGAGAGGAAGAACCUCAUGCCUGGAGGCUUCUGGGCUUCGAACGAUAACGGGCUCCCGACUGUGGCGUGGCGAGCAGACACCGAAGACUACGAGGCAAUUCCCGCCGCCGUCGUCGCUCAGAACCUUCUCACCGUCGCCUUGACAAACGCCAACAUUGCCACAAGGUACAUCUCCUUCGACAGCGCCUUCGGUGCCGCGAACAUCGACACGAUCCAACUGGCUAUCUUCUUCAGCAUCGUCCUCUCCAUCGUCCCAGCCUUCUUCGGGCUCUACCCCAACGUCGAGCGGCGUUCCAACGUGCGCGGUCUACAAUACUCCAGCGGAGUCCGAUCACUACCCCUCUGGACGGCUCAUAUUACCUUUGAUUACGGCAUCUUCGUCGUUGCCCUCAUCAUCGCGGCCGUCAUUUUCGUAGCGACGUCGGAUGUAUGGUACGCCCCUGGCUACCUCUUCCCGGUGUUCGUCCUUUACGGACUGACCUCGAUUCUUCUCUCUUACAUCUUCUCCCUCUUCAUGAAAAGCCAAGUUGCUACCUUUGCUGCCAUCAUGGCCUACAACAGCGUGGGCUUUGCCAUCUAUCUUAUCGCCUUCCUCUACAUCUUGACCUUUUCCCCGGCUACGGUCAGCGACCGCAAUAUCUUGAUCGGGCACUACACCGUUGCGGCCUUCUUCCCAGUCGCUAAUGUCUGCCGCGCCAUGAUCAUCGGCCUGAACACGUUCAACCUGGCCUGCGACAGCACCGCUUUCUACAGCUAUCCCGGCACCCUCAACGCCUACGGAGGCCCAAUCCUAUACCUGUCCCUCCAAGCCAUUCUUUUGUUCUGCGCCUUGCUGUGGCACGACAGUGGAAACCAACUUCCCGCUUUUCUCAAGCGCAAGAAGACACACCAGACUGAGGGCGAGCAAGACCACAGCGACCAAGAAGUCGCCAACGAAGUCGUCCGCGUCGAAACAACCGGCUCAGACGACGGCCUGCAAGUAAAGCACCUCACCAAGAAAUUCGGAAAAUUCACCGCUGUCGACAACGUCACCUUUGGCGUCCGCCACAGCGAGGUCUUCGCACUUCUCGGCCCCAACGGCGCCGGCAAAUCAACCACCAUCUCCCUCAUCCGCGGCGACAUCCAGCCCAGCAAGAACGGCGGCGACGUCCUCGUCGAGCACGUCUCCAUCACCGACCACCGCGCCCUCGCCCGCUCCAACCUCGGCGUGUGCCCGCAGUUCGACGCCAUAGACUCCAUGACCGUCCUUGAGCACUUGCGCCACUACGCGCGUCUCAGGGGCAUCGCGGACGUCGGGUACCAAGUCCAAGCCGUCAUCCGCGCCGUCGGCCUGGACGCCCACGUGAACACGAUGGCACAGCACCUCUCGGGCGGCAACAAGCGCAAGCUCUCGCUGGGUAUCGCACUCACCGGCAACCCGUCCGUGAUCCUCCUCGACGAGCCCUCGUCCGGCCUCGACGCAGCCGCCAAGCGCAUCAUGUGGCGCACCCUGAGCACCAUCGUCCCGGGCCGCGCGAUCCUGCUCACUACGCACAGUAUGGAAGAGGCCGACGCGCUAGCCAAUCGCGCCGGCAUCGUCGCGCAGCGGAUGCUUGCCAUCGGCGAGGUCGAGACGCUGCAGGCGCGCUUCGGAGAUUCGUUAUACGUCCAUCUUGUUAGUCGCAGCGCGCCGCACUCGACGCCGGAGGAGAUGGACCGGAUGCGCGAGUGGGUGCAGAUGAUGUUCCCCAAUGCGAGCAUCGAGGCGGCGACAUACCAUGGGCAGAUGCGAUUCUCCGUCUCUGCGGCUGACGUGCUUGCGCGCGCGCAGCAGGUUCAGGAGACGAGCAAGCGGAGACAAGGCGAGACCGACGGGCCGGCGGGCAGUUUGAGUGCCAUCGGUCAGCUCAUUUUGAUGCUCGAGGAGAAUAAGGAUGCGUUGGGUAUUGAGCACCACAGCGUCAGUCCCACGACGCUCAAUGAUGUUUUUCUGGCCAUCGUGGGACAACACAAUGUCCAGGAGGAGGGAUACGGGGCUUCGGCGACGGGUGCAGAGAAGAAGAAGAUUCCUUGGAGGAAGAUCCUUCUCGGUUUCUAA